Messenger RNA from Parastagonospora nodorum SN15, 384 nucleotides. RefSeq lists its product as hypothetical. Bases 1 to 384 code for a protein of 127 amino acids. Lineage: Eukaryota; Fungi; Ascomycota; Dothideomycetes; Pleosporales; Phaeosphaeriaceae. The transcript has 3 exons. The record is from RefSeq and is a predicted model, not a curated record.
AUGGCAGACCCCGAACCACGUAGAAGUGCUAUUAAUGAUUUGGUGCGGUGGGCGCAGCAGCUCACGGUGACGCCGCGCCCAGUGCUCCAUAUUGUGACGGCGCAGGAGUUCGGCAAGUACCGGCAAUGGUGCAACAACAUUGUCCGGGUGGACAAUUUCGUAGCCAACGGCGUCUGGGACACUUGGCCUGAGGAGAAGAUGGCAAAAAUUUCCCUGAACUACGGCAACUGGAGGGACUUGUGCGGCGAGUUCUCGCUGAAGUACGGUCGAGACGAAGAUGGAAAGGAUGCUCUGUUCAGGGAUGCGACGUGCAUCUCUGGUCUUGGUGAGGAUGGGGGGACUGGCUUGGUCUCGUCAUCCGAGCCAAAGGCUGGUGGGGUCUAG